AUGUGCCCUGCUUCAGCGGACUCCUGUGACAAUCCGACAGCGACCUGCCAAAUAGACACGGUUUAUCGUGGCUGCUUUAUGAUGGCAGAAGAAAAUACACUGGAGGGGACACAGACCAAGGCCUUCUCCAGAGGCUGUUCAGGAGACCAGAAUAACCGCAAAGAAGUCAUCUCUUUCACUGUUGGGAAGGGAAAGUAUGUGAGGCUCAGCACCGAAAUAUGCAACACAGAUAACUGUAACGCGGCUAAACUGGAAGUGCCCAAGGAGAACACCACCAAGAACGGGCUGCAGUGCCCAACCUGCUUUUCUCUGAACUCUGAUCCAUGCAACAGCUCAGUCACCCCUUGUAUGGGGGACGAGACCUAUUGCAUCGAUUUCGCUGGGAUUCUACAGAAAGCUACAUCUGCUUCAGAUAUCUCAACAUUUGUUGCAAAAGGCUGUGCUACUACAUAUGCAAAAGACAUUACAACUGGAAGCCCCCUAGUUUCUGCACUCUCCGCGUUCGUGUUCACAAAGGCGACCGCCAAACCUGCGGAGAAAUUAACCAACAGCGGAAGCAGCCCGGCUCUGGGGCGAUUCUCCUUCGCCCUCUACCUGCCUGGCCUGACUGGGCUGCUGCUGGUGAAGCUGCUCUCCUGA
This is a messenger RNA of Mauremys reevesii (Reeves's turtle), 639 nucleotides long. Its product is annotated as phospholipase A2 inhibitor and Ly6/PLAUR domain-containing protein-like. The record is from RefSeq and is a predicted model, not a curated record. The transcript is spliced from 4 exons. NCBI's taxonomy places the organism in Eukaryota, Metazoa, Chordata, Testudines, Geoemydidae. The coding region runs from base 1 to 639 and encodes 212 amino acids.